AUGGGACCGUUGGUUUCGAGGCAACAGCAAGAAAAGGUGAAAAAGUACAUCCAGCACGGCUUGGAAGAAGGAGCUGUUUGCCUUACCGGAGGAGAGGAAACAUUAGCACAUUUGCCAGAGAAAUUCAAGGACGGUUUUUUCGUUCCCCCAACAGUGUACACCAAUUGCAAAAAGGGAAUGAAGAUCGUGGAUGAUGAAAUUUUCGGACCAGUUCUUGCUGUACAGACAUUUAAGACUGAGGAGGAAGCAGUUCAGUUGUCCAACGAUACUGCCUACGGAUUAGGAGCCGGAGUUUUUUCCCAGAAUGCAUCCCAAUGUAUGAGAAUGGUUCACGCUCUCAAGGCGGGAACAGUUUGGUGCAACCAAUACAUGGUAUUGAGCAAUGCCGUGCCAUUCGGAGGUAUGAAGCAGUCGGGUUUUGGCCGAGAGCUUGGCAUCGAGGGAUUGAAAGAGUAUACACAAACAAAAGCGGUCCAUUGGAACUAUGGUGAGGAAAUUUCCUGGCCACUAAAUGGUACCAAUAUAUAG
Molecule: messenger RNA, 528 nt
Organism: Meyerozyma guilliermondii ATCC 6260
Lineage: Eukaryota; Fungi; Ascomycota; Pichiomycetes; Serinales; Debaryomycetaceae
Exons: 1
Coding region: 1-528 (175 amino acids)
Molecular function (GO): oxidoreductase activity, acting on the aldehyde or oxo group of donors, NAD or NADP as acceptor
Source: RefSeq, a predicted model, not a curated record